AUGAAAAAUGAUUAUAAGACACAUUUGAAAACGUCGGUGAUUUAUGUUAGAUAUUUGUUACGUAUGGGAUUGCCUUUUCGUGGUCAUGAUGAAUCUGAUGAGUCAAAUAAUAGGGGGAAUUUCAUUGAACUUGUCAAAGUUGUAGCUUCUCUGAAUACUGAUAUUGAUAAUGUUGUAUUAAAAACUGCUCCCCAAAGAUCAAAAAGAAACUUUGGGAUUGCUAAUAAAGCUCCUGGAAAUCUUCAAAUGCUUGCCCCUAGUAUUCAAAAAGAUAUCGUAAAAGCAUGUGCGGUGGAAACAACAAAAGUGAUUAUUGAAGAGUUUGGGGAUGACUUGUUUGGUAUUUUAGUUGAUGAAUCUAGUGAUGUUUCCACUAAAGAACAACUGGUGGUUGUGUUACGGUUUGUUAAUGAUCGGGGGUUUCUUAUUGAGCGGUUUCUUGGGGUUGUCCAUGUUGCCAAUACAUAUUCUAUAUCUCUGAAAUUUGUUGUUGAAUCUUUAUUGUUGGAACAUGGCUUGAGAUUGUCAAGGAUACGUGGACAAGGUUAUGAUGGAGCAAGCAACAUGUGUGGUGAAUUUGGUGGCCUUAAAUCACUGAUUUUGAAAGAAAAUAAAUCGGCUCAUUAUGUCCAUUAUUUUGCUCAUCAAUUGCAAGUAACACUUGUAGGAACUGCAAAGAAUCAUGUUGAUGCUAUUUGGUUCUUUGAUGUUGUUUCCAAUAUAAUUAAUGUGAUUGGAUCUUCUUGUAAGCGAAGAGAUGUCCUUCGAGAAAUGCGUGCAAUGAGACUUGCUGAGGCAAUAAAUAAUGGUGAGAUCAAAACUGGAAAAGGGCUAAAUCAAGAACUUGGACUCAAGAGACCAGGUCAUAGGAAGAAUGCACGUGAAAUAAUGACUUCAUUAUGCUCAUUUGACUUUGCUUUUAUCUUGCACAUAAUGAUAGAUAUUUUGGGAAUCACAAAUGAGUUGUCAUUAGCUUUGCAAAGAGAGGAUCAAGAUAUUGUCAAUACGAUGCACUUGGUGGAAACAUCAAAUAAGUGCCUCCAAUUGUUGAGAUAUGAUGAAUUUGAAGAGUUACUCGAGAAGCUUCAAGAGCUAAAUACUCGUUUCAGUGAAAUUAAUACAGAGUUGCUUCUUUGUGUUAUUUGCUUGAGUCCUAAGGACUCAUUUUAUGCUUUUGAUGUGACAAAAUUGGUAAGAAUGGCAAAGUUUUAUCCAUAUAAGCUUGAUGCAGGGGAUGCUAGAGCACUUUCUUCCGAAUUGAGAAACUAUAUCACUGAUAUGUGA
This is a messenger RNA of Beta vulgaris subsp. vulgaris (sugar beet), 1284 nucleotides long. RefSeq lists its product as uncharacterized. Lineage: Eukaryota; Viridiplantae; Streptophyta; Magnoliopsida; Caryophyllales; Amaranthaceae. The transcript has 4 exons. The record is from RefSeq and is a predicted model, not a curated record. The coding region runs from base 1 to 1284 and encodes 427 amino acids.